Molecule: messenger RNA, 363 nt
Organism: Paramecium octaurelia
Lineage: Eukaryota; Ciliophora; Oligohymenophorea; Peniculida; Parameciidae
Source: the annotation of a GenBank genome assembly
AUGCUGAAUCCAAUAUUGUUCUCAUAUAAAGGUUUGGAAUUAGAAUUUAAUUUGGCAGAGGAGGUACUCAGAUUGUCAAAUUCUUUAAAUUUUACACUUGAAGGAAGUCCAUUUUAGAAAAUAGCAUAUAUUCAUAAUAUGCACUAGGACGAGAGAUGGAAUACGAUUGGAGCGAAGGCGUAGAAUAAGGUGGAGUAAUUGAAUUCUGAAGGAUAUAAUCUUUUAGGAAAGGUACAUUUAAGAAAAGGGGAAUUAUUAUUAUCUUCAAAUUUAUAGGAACCCUAUAUGAUGGUCACAAUUAUUAGUUAAAAUAUCAUUAAUGAUGAUGAUUUAGAUCUUGAGUGGAAAAAUAAAAUUAUAUGA